CGGCGUUUUCACGACGGUGCGUGCAGGGGGACGGCGGCGCUUUGCGGCAGGAGCCGUUGGCCGGGGCCGUGAGGGGAGCGAGCCGAAGCGCCGGCACCAUGAGGCAGAAGAAGAAAGGAGAUCUCAGCCAUGCAGAAUUGAUGAUGAUGACGAUAGCGGACAUCAUAAAACAAUUAAUUGAGGCUCAUGAGCAGGGGAAAGAUGUGAAUCUGAAUAAGCUGAAAACCAAGACGUCGGCUAAGUAUGGACUUUCAGCACAACCCCGUUUGGUUGACAUUAUUGCUGCUGUUCCACCGCAGUACCGCAAGGUGCUGGUACCAAAGCUGAAAGCCAAGCCUAUCAGAACUGCUAGCGGGAUUGCUGUCGUGGCUGUGAUGUGUAAACCACAUAGGUGCCCACACAUUAACUUCACAGGCAACAUAUGUGUAUACUGCCCAGGUGGACCUGAUUCUGAUUUUGAAUAUUCAACACAGUCUUACACCGGAUAUGAGCCAACAUCCAUGAGGGCCAUUCGGGCUAGAUAUGACCCCUAUCUUCAGACGAGACAUAGAGUGGAACAGCUGAAGCAGUUGGGCCACAGCGUGGAUAAGGUAGAAUUCAUUGUGAUGGGUGGCACUUUCAUGGCCCUGCCUGAAGACUACAGAGAUUACUUCAUCCGUAACCUUCACGAUGCCUUAUCAGGACACACUUCCAACAAUGUAGCAGAGGCUGUCAGGUAUUCAGAACGAAGCCUCACAAAAUGUAUUGGGAUAACAAUAGAGACCAGACCGGAUUACUGCCUGAAGCGGCAUUUGAGCGACAUGUUAUCCUAUGGCUGCACAAGACUAGAGAUCGGCGUGCAGAGCGUGUAUGAGGACGUGGCCAGAGACACCAACAGAGGUCACACCGUGAAGGCUGUGUGCGAGUCGUUUCACUUGGCCAAGGACGCUGGCUUUAAAGUGGUGGCACACAUGAUGCCCGAUUUGCCAAACAUGGGGCUCGAAAGGGACAUCGACCAAUUCGUUGAGUUUUUUGAGAAUCCUGCCUUUCGCCCAGAUGGAAUGAAACUCUAUCCAACGCUAGUGAUCCGUGGCACUGGUCUGUAUGAGCUCUGGAAGACUGGAAGAUACAAGAGCUACCCUCCCAGCACUCUUGUGGAUCUGGUGGCGAGGAUCCUGGCUCUCGUCCCACCAUGGACACGUGUGUACCGCGUUCAGAGAGAUAUCCCAAUGCCGCUAGUCAGCUCUGGAGUGGAGCAUGGGAACCUGAGAGAGCUAGCCUUGGCCAGGAUGAAGGAUCUUGGGACACAGUGCCGUGAUGUAAGGACGAGAGAGGUUGGAAUUCAAGAAAUUCACCAUAAAGUGAGACCUUAUCAGAUUGAAUUAGUUAGGAGAGAUUAUGUGGCUAAUGGUGGCUGGGAGACCUUCCUGUCCUAUGAAGAUCCAGAGCAGGAUAUUCUCGUUGGCCUUCUGCGCUUGCGGAAGUGUUCAGAGGAGUCGUUCAGACCGGAGCUGAAAGGAGGCGUUUCCAUCGUCCGGGAGCUGCAUGUGUACGGGAGCGUGGUCCCGGUGAGCAGUCGGGAUCCUUCAAAAUUUCAGCAUCAGGGAUUUGGUAUGUUGCUAAUGGAGGAAGCAGAAAGAAUAGCCAAAGAGGAACAUGGGUCAUGGAAAAUUGCUGUUAUUUCAGGUGUCGGCACGAGGAACUACUACAGGAAGAUCGGCUAUGAACUGGAAGGGCCUUACAUGGUGAAGAGGCUGGACUGACCCCCGCAGAGGUCCUCAGCCCCUACCAGCGGUUGGGAGUAGAGAAGAUACGAGGCUCCUCUUGGAAAGAAAGCUCAAGGCGACGGAUGCAAGCUAAAAACCAAAGGCUGCCAGCUGCAAGGUACUUGCUUAUGCCAGAGCCCGUGGUGGCAAAUGGGCCAUCUCGUCUGGGAGGAGCGCUUCUGCUGAGGUCUGCCACUGCCCCGGGAGAGGUCAUGGACGUGCCGCGUGGCCGUUCCCACGCAAGCCUGCCGGCUCUCCAGGACUGGCUCUGAUGCGUUUUAAUAAGCAGGGCUGAGUGUGUAGGUGAACUGAGAGCUCCGAGUGUGGGGGCCUUAUUCACCAGCCGGGUAUGAAAAAUUUCCAUUGUUUUUAUGGCACCGUCAUCAGGCUUUUAAUCUUUGAGCAUCGAAAUUGUGCAGGUUAUUCUGAAACACAAACAAAUUCCUCCUUUGUGCGUCUUUAUUUGCGCUGGCCUGACUCUCUCCUGUUUAUCCCAAGAGGUGCAGUUUAACCUUUUACAGUAGGACCCCAUGAGGAUUGGAAGCCGUUACCUUGCUGGUGGUAAGAUUUGAGAUUAUAAUUUCAAACAAAUCUGUAUGGGGCACACAGUAUUAAAAUAACUGAGGUUGGAAGGGACCUCUGAGGUCCCUAGCCCAGCUCUGCUCAAAGCCGGACCCUUUAACUCAGGUUGUCCCAGGUCCUGUACAGCAGAUGUUUGAAUAUCUCCAAGGAUGGAGAGUCCCCAACAUCUGGGUCCCUGUUCCAGUAUUUGACCACCUGGAUGGUGAAAAAGGUUUGCCUCAUAUCUAGUUGGAGCUUACCAUGCACCAGUUUGUGCCCGUUGCCUCUUGGCCUGUCGCUUUGCACCUCGGAGAAGUCUCCUCCUGGCUCCUCUGCGCCCUCCCGUUAGGAGCUGUAGCGGGAAGAUCCCCCUUUGCCCUCUCUUCUCCAGGCUGUGCAAACCCGGGUCUCCCAGGCUCUCCUUGCACAUCAGGAUGCUUCCUGGUGGGCCUCCGCUGGCCUUGCUCUCCCCGCUCCUGGAAACGGCCUUGAGGACUUGGUCCCUAACUUGCCCGGGACGGCAGCGCGGUGGCCAGUCCAUGGUUCCCCGGCCCCCAUCGCACCCCUCCUCGAGGGGGCACGGAGUUUGCCUUUUCCCCCUUGUCAGCAAUCCCCCGAUAGCCCUGACCUUUCCUCCUGGCCCUUGGAGGAGGAGGAGCCGCGCGGCAAGGAAGGCUCCGGCGGGUGCCCGGCCACCGCCGUCAUCUAUCACUGCCUCCGAGGGCUGCGUGCGGGGUCAGCGGUGCCGACGGCGGCUGACGCACGCGCGGACGGCGGCUGACGCACGGCCGGGCGGCUGCGACACCUGCCUGGAAAGGUUUUAUUAGCGCAGGGAAACGCCAGCAGCCUCUUUUAAGGGCUUCCCAACGAAAACCGCCUUGGGGCUCGCGGGGACCAGCCCCGGUUGCCUCUGUGCCGCGGAGGUCCAGGGCGGGCAGAGGGAUGCUGCUGCUUCCUGACUUGUUAAACUGUUUGGGGCUUUUUCAUCCUCCAAGACACGGUUAAGCGGGAAGCUUUAGGAUUUUGGCACUGUAAAAGCAGAGAUGAAAACAGAUACGUGAAGAGGGGAGGUGAUUCCUGCUCCGAAUCCUUUAAGUUCUCCCCGGAAUUUGGUUUUCCUGGUUGUAGGGCCGUAACUGCGUCGCGGUGACGCUUGUACUCUCCGACAGCCCUGGGCUUGCAGGCAGAGCUCACCGCUGCUGCCUGUCUCCAAUAUCGGCCCUCGGGCAAGUCCAGAAACUACCUGACGUGUUUAUUUUUUAAGGCUGAUGCUUUGAGUUUUCUAGGAGCUUUAUCACAAAAUGAACCAAAUUUUGUGUCUUA
Dromaius novaehollandiae (emu) is the source of this 3629-nucleotide messenger RNA. RefSeq names its product elongator acetyltransferase complex subunit 3 (gene ELP3). The record is from RefSeq and is a predicted model, not a curated record. The transcript has 15 exons. Gene Ontology annotation, cellular component: elongator holoenzyme complex; cytoplasm; nucleus. NCBI's taxonomy places the organism in Eukaryota, Metazoa, Chordata, Aves, Casuariiformes, Dromaiidae. Gene Ontology annotation, molecular function: acyltransferase activity, transferring groups other than amino-acyl groups; iron-sulfur cluster binding. Gene Ontology annotation, biological process: tRNA wobble base 5-methoxycarbonylmethyl-2-thiouridinylation. Bases 99 to 1742 code for a protein of 547 amino acids.